This is a messenger RNA of Drosophila nasuta, 1728 nucleotides long. RefSeq lists its product as uncharacterized. The transcript is spliced from 2 exons. Lineage: Eukaryota; Metazoa; Arthropoda; Insecta; Diptera; Drosophilidae. The record is from RefSeq and is a predicted model, not a curated record. The coding region runs from base 317 to 1360 and encodes 347 amino acids.
UGGGCAAUCUUACGGUCACAUUGAACACAAUAUAAUGAUAUUAGUUAAUUUAUUUGCAAACGGUUUUUAAACAAUGCUUUUAUUUUAGAGUUUAUUUGUGUGCGCGGUUAUGCACUAUUACUACAAAUCGCAUCAGUUGAUCGUUUUAAUCCGUUUGUGUUAAGUGCAUUUGCAGUUGACGUAAAUUUGUUGUUGCGAAUUUUUGGCAACAGCAGCCAAAACAAUAACAAAGCGAUUAUUGCAUGCUGACUAAGUGAAGCGAAAGCUGAAGUCCAAAGACAAUCACACAAACAAACACAGGUCCAUCAAAAAAAUAAUGAGCGAAGCGGAUUCAACUGUCAGCAUUGCGGGGCCAGCAAAUGGCACUCGCUUUAUGCCACCCGAGGAGCUAGCAAUGCAAUCAUUGACCAAACAGCUGUUUAAAUCGAGACUUUUUCGUGGCAUUUACCUCGAGCGUUGCUUCGUGGAACAGUUGGGCGGUUACCGGGAUGUUAUAGCACUGCAAUAUACUGAGCGUGACCUAGAGAAACAGUUGCUGGGCAGCGCAGUGCAAUUGCAAAUGUUCUAUCAACGUUUCGUGCCCAAUAUGUGGAUUGGCAUAACCAGGGGUAGCAUUGGCACCUACAAGCACACACCACAUCCCGCACAACUCGAGACAUGUGUGUGGACAGAGUUAAGCGAUUUGGCAUUUGGCGAAUACUGGUUCAGCAUAAAGUCGAUACGAUUUCGUGCCCAGGAAAUUCAAUUAAAACUGAAAAUGAUACGAGCCGUUGAGCCGGAAGCAAUGCCAACGCCACGACGUUCCUUGUCCUUGAGAAGACCGAGCAGCAACAGCAGGAUACCCGCUAUAACUGCCGGCGACAGUGCUGCACCUGCAAGCCUUGUCACGGAGGAGCAGCAAAUGUCCUCAAUUGGCCUAGAAGAUUUUGUGCAAGUGCUGCAGCAAUGGCGUCAAUCAGUUGUAACGACAAUAUACGAAUUUAUGGCGCACGAUGUCAACAAACGAAAUAUAGUAGGCACCAUACGCUUCCUGGGUCUGCUCCUGUUUUCGAUCAUGAGCGGCGCUGCUGUUGCCCUUCGUUUUAUGGGCAUUUUUGCCGUACGGUUUUUAUUUGAGAUUAGCCGCUUUACGCAUACCGCGACACCAAUUAUUUUUAAAGUGCUUGAGUUUAUCAACAAGAUAAUUGGUGCAUUUUUCAUUCUAAUCACGAUGAUGUGGAAGGAUUUGGUUGUAAAACGUGGCGGGACUGGCCAACAACCAAUGCCGUUGGAAGCGAACAAUCGCUUCAAGAGUCUCACUUAUACUCCCUCAGAGCCCCAUCGACGUACUCCCCGCAACGCAUCAUCAAAUUAUCGGUAAUCCCAGCUACAUGUGUGUCGUCCAAAUUGUUUAGUAAAAUAUACAUUCUAUAUAUAUCAAUCAGCAUUUAGUCAGUACUGUAGAUUCUGGGGGUAAUGUUUUCCUUUCAAAUUGUGUUAUUAGACUUAAAAUAAAAAACAACAAAAAUGCCUUUCAGUUCCUUGGAAUACGUUAGCGUUUGUAAUAUGGCAAACCUUUCAGAUAUUUCAAUCGAUAUUUCUGCAUCAUUUUUAUUUUUGUAUUUUACCAAUUUCGUGAACAAUCGCAUACUUAUUAAAUGUGUGCGUUAAUUAUUUGUGUAUUGUUCUUUUACAUGUACUAAUUGUAUUUUUAGUAAAUUGUAUAAAAUUGUUGGCAAUAAAUAUAUA